Messenger RNA from Condylostylus longicornis, 3958 nucleotides. It is a transcript of the gene Ric, whose product is annotated as GTP-binding protein Rit2. NCBI's taxonomy places the organism in Eukaryota, Metazoa, Arthropoda, Insecta, Diptera, Dolichopodidae. Gene Ontology annotation, biological process: Ras protein signal transduction. The coding region runs from base 158 to 919 and encodes 253 amino acids. The record is from RefSeq and is a predicted model, not a curated record. Gene Ontology annotation, cellular component: plasma membrane. The transcript is spliced from 7 exons. Gene Ontology annotation, molecular function: GTP binding; calmodulin binding; GTPase activity.
CAGAAAUUUGCAGUUUUUUUCGCAAAUAGCUUCGUAAAUGUUUUUUGUUGUUUUCCAAAAAUUAAAUAUUAAAAAUCGAAAACAAUGGACUAUUUUCUUAGCGAGAUAUAUUAAGAUGUUAUAAUAAAUUUUUCAAAAGUAACUAAACCUUAACGUGAUGGCAGGAGAUUUAACAGCCGGGUGUGCUGCAGUUCUAAAAAAAUCAAAAUCCAAGUCAUCUGAAAAGGAAACAAAGAAUGAAAAUUACGACAAUUCAAAGCAUUCAGAAUUUCAACCACAAACAACUACUCGCGGCGGGUUGAGAGUAUACAAAAUAGUGAUUUUAGGCGAUGGUGGUGUAGGAAAAUCUGCUGUUACACUUCAGUUUGUAUCACACAGUUUUUUGGACUAUCACGAUCCAACAAUUGAGGAUUCAUACCAAAAACAAGCCGUAAUUGAUGGUGAAGCCGCUCUUUUAGAUAUAUUAGAUACUGCCGGUCAAGUAGAAUUUACUGCCAUGCGUGAUCAAUACAUGAGGUGUGGAGAAGGUUUCAUUAUUUGUUAUUCUGUAACUGAUAGACAUAGUUUCCAAGAGGCUUCAGAGUAUCGCAAAUUAAUCGCUAGAGUUCGAUUAUCGGAAGAUAUACCUUUAGUAUUAAUAGCAAACAAACUUGACUUACAUUCACAAAGAAAGAUUUCAACUGAGGAAGGUAAAAAUUUGGCAUUACAAUUUGGAUGUCCAUUUUAUGAAACCUCUGCUGCUCUUAGACAUUAUAUUGACGAUGCAUUCUAUACGUUAGUACGAGAAAUACGAAAAAAGGAAAACGCUAAAGCGUCAGGUAACAGCUCAAGCUCUGAAAAAAUUUCCCGAAGGCGCAGUAGGUGGUGGCGAAUUCGAUCUAUAUUCGCUUUAGUAUUCCGCAGGCGAAAUACUAAUUAAAUUUACUUGAUAUAUUAUUUUUGCUACAUGCAUUAUGAAUAAGUUAAUAUGGAUAUACAUUUGUUAUUGGUAAAAUUUAUCUUUUGUUGCCUUUUGUAUUAACAAAAUGUAACAAUAGUCUGCUUACUUGCAGCUUAAAACUCAAAUUAAAACAAGAAAAUAUAUAAAUUGAAAAAAGAGCUAUUAAUAUCCUUAAUUGCUAAUUUUUUUAAAUAUUUAACUAUUUAAUUAUUUAUAAAAUUUGUUAAGUUAAUUUAAAUAUGUGUAAAGAUGAAACAAAAAAUUAAAUUAUUUUUUAUUUUUUAAAAGUUUAUUAAUUUUUAUUUUAGUUGCUAAAUAUUAUUUCGAUCUGAAACUAGAAACAAUGUAUAUAAUAUAUAGCUAUUUAAGUUUGAAUUUUUUUUUAAUUAUAAAUGAACUGUGAUUAUUUUUAAAAUAUUUUUUUUGUUCCUUUUCUUACGUGUAUACUUUUAGAAAAAAAAACUAAAAUUACACUUAGUUGCAGAAUUUUAUUAUAUUAAUUUUUUAAGAAAUUGUUAUUAUAUCAACAUUUAUAAUUUAUAGGCAGGAUAUUUUUAUAUAAAUCACAUAGAAAAAAUAAUGAAUAAAAUUGUUGAAGUCGUUUUAUUAUUACAAUUAAUUAUUAAUCAUUACCAAAGAGCAAUAGUCAUUAGAAAAUAUCUGAAAAAUUUUACUAUAUUAAAAACUAGAAAAUACACAAUUUUUCUUUGUAAUAUAAAAUGAUUAACUAAAAGAAUUUGAAAAAAAAUGGAAUUGUAACAAAAAUUGAAAAAAAAAUAUUUAUUACUAAUUUACAGGGGAACAAAAAUUCUUGAAAUUCUUCUACGAGGCAUAAAAUAUUGGCGCUAUACUUUUAAUUAAAACUAUAAAUUUAACUUCAAAUUGUUGAAUUGAUUAAGUAAUUAUAAAGCAAAAACUUUAUAGACCUUGUUCUUAAAUAAACUAUUUAACAUUUUUUCAUAUUUGUAAUAUUUUCUUUCAUGUUUUAACUCAUAAAGUUUUGUUUUAUAUAAAUUUGUAUUAUAAGUGUGUAGUAAUCAAAAAAUAGAAAAUAGUCAAUAUAAUUGCAAUUGAAAUUUACAAUAACUUUACAAAUUCCAUUUCAUCGAACAUAGUAUUGAUAAAUUUAUGUACCAUUUAAUUUUUAAAAAUUUAAGAAAUGUUGUACAUAAUUGUUUUUUUAAAGCUCAAUGUUUGUAAUUAAAUUUAAAUGUAACUUUUAAGAAAACAAAACAGUAUAUUAUAUUAAAAAGAAGAGUUUAAAAUAAAAUGUUACAAAGACCAUUCCUUAAUUUUACUAAAUGUGUAAUUGUUUAGAGAAAAUAAUAAAAAGUUUAAACGUGUUCACAUGCAAUAGUAAAAAUAUUAAAUUGUUAAAAUUGUUUUUAAGUAUUGAUGAAAAUUUUUUUAUGUCGCAUAAUUUAAAAGAAAAAAAACACAAUGUUUAAAAUAUUUUAACGUACCAUUGAUAUCUAAACUGAAAACAGUAAAAAAAAUUAUGAUCGUAGAUAAUGUAAUCGAACAACAAACAAAAAUGUUAAUUGUAGCAAAUCUCCUUUAAUUUGGUCAAAUAUAUUAUUGUGAUAAAUUUCAGAAAUUAUUUUUUUCAAAAACCGCUAAAAAACCACUAAUAUGAAUAGUAUUUUAGAUUAUUAAUAAAAAAUACUAAUAUGAAUAGUAUUUUGGUAAUUUUUUAAAUAGUUAGUUUUUUUUCAAAUUGUUCGAGCUUAUGCAUUUGAAGAUAAACUUUUUAUUUUAUUACGAAUGUAUGUAUUUUCAGUCACACGAACUAAAAUCCUAAAUAUUACCAGUAUUAACUUUAAUUUAUAACAUUAUAAAAGCUAACUAUUACACUUUUUCCAAAAACAAGGAACUGUUAAACUUAUUUUGUUAUAUUUUUUGUAAAAAAUACAACUAUUAAUUUCUUUAUUAUACUUAAUACAUCUCAGACGAAACUCCAUUGUAUACUAAGUUUUACUUCAUUUCAAUUUGCUUUUAAAGAAAAAGUCGUAAAUGACUAUUCUGGGAAUAAAAUAAUUGACAAAUUUUUCUUAACAUUUACUUAGUUUAAAAAGCUAUUUCAAAUUUAUUACCGCUAAAGUUUUAUAAAUUGUUGUACGAAACUGAGGCUUAUUACCAUUCUGAUAAAGGUGAUCAAAUAGCUAUGUUCUUUAAUAUUAAUUGCUUCUUUGCCAAUUUUUCGCUGCCGCAUAUUUUAAAAACCAAAAUGAAAAUUGUGUCAUGUGCAAAUACAAAAAAAUUUGUUUCAUAAACAAAUUUAAAUGCACAAAUCUGUAAAUUGACAUCAUAAAGAUUUUAACUUUAUGUGCGUGAUUAAAACAUACGGUCAAAGCAAAUAACCUACCUUGCUUAAUUACUUACAUUGAAUUGUUAGAGUAGAAUAAAAAAAUUAAUUUAGAAUUUUGUAAUAAAAAAAAGUAAAAAUGAAACCCCAAUGAACUUAUGUGCAAUAAUUUUUUUAUCUUAAAAGACGUUAGUAAAGUUUUAAAAAUUUUAUUGAGAAAAAUACAAAAAAGAAAUUUAUUAAAUUUUAUCAUAAAUAAAUUAUAACUGAGUUUUUUUUUAUUCUUAUUUUAUUGCAAUUAAGAAAGUAAAUCCUAUCUAGCAAUUCUUCUGGCUUGAAAUGGGGUAGAAGCGUUGCUAGAUUGGAAUUACUUUCUUAGUUCCAAUAAAAUAAUAAUAAUAAAAAAAAAAUAACCGAAAUUAAAUAAAUUUUAAAUAAGUAAAGUCUGUACAUUUUGAUUUAGUUGAAAAUUAUUUGAUUGUAAUAAGGUGCCCUACUCACCCAAAAAGAAACUCCAAUUUUCUUUUUUUUUUUAAUAUUUUUUUAAAUUCAUGAAACUUAUUCUAGGGAACCAAUGUAGAAACUUAAAUGAAACAAAACGUAUUAAACUUUAUGCAUGUAAACCUUAUUGUUCAUUAAAUGUUCAUAAAAAUUUAAAAAUAACAUACAAAAAAAAUGAAUUAUAGACGUUAUGAUAAUUUAUGUAAAAUAAA